AUGUGCUUGGCGUUCGUACGAUUGGAGACUGUGGCCAUCUGGGGUGGAUCCCUAAAGCUGUUUGCGUUACGAGCUCAGGACAUUGUGAUUGUAGAUUCGUCGGGGACAGCCCACUCAGCGUCCAGUACAAGCUCAGACCGUAUGGUCAUCAGUUACUGUGUCCAGCAUUCGGGGUUCUCAUCCUCCUCCAAACUUGGAAGGACCUCCCUGUGGACAUCCCAACAACUGCCUGCAUGUCAACUUGGGGACAACCAGCCUGAAAUCGACCGAACGUGUCCAUAG
Messenger RNA from Phytophthora nicotianae INRA-310, 282 nucleotides. RefSeq lists its product as hypothetical. Bases 1 to 282 code for a protein of 93 amino acids. Lineage: Eukaryota; Oomycota; Peronosporomycetes; Peronosporales; Peronosporaceae. The transcript is spliced from 2 exons. The record is from RefSeq and is a predicted model, not a curated record.